AUGCCUCGACUACUACCCACAACCUUCCUUCUUCCGGCCCGUCGUCACUUUAGUCAAUCCCUUCGUCGAACAGCCUUCGCCACAGGCCCAGCACCACCACGCCUUCCACCAAAAGAACAAGAAGAAUACGAACGUUUACAACGAAGCUCUACUGGUGCAUUCAGUACACCCAAACCACAGCAGCCUGCGUCAACACCCACAGCGGCAACCCAAUCCCCUGCCCGACCUCAGGUUAAUCAGUCGCCUGCAUCCCAAGCGAGCACGGAAGAAGCUCAAAUCAAUGCAAGAGUGGAGGCGUCUGGAAAGGGCGAGGAACUCCACCCGGAUAUCAGAAGAGGUGCCAAACCCGAAUUUGAAGGGGAUAAGAACCCGAAGACUGGAGAGGUUGGAGGACCAAAGAACGAACCUUUGAGGUGGGGAAGUGAUGAAAAGAGAGGCGAUUGGAGUUACAAUGGACGAGUAACGGAUUUUUAA
Molecule: messenger RNA, 474 nt
Organism: Glarea lozoyensis ATCC 20868
Lineage: Eukaryota; Fungi; Ascomycota; Leotiomycetes; Helotiales; Helotiaceae
Exons: 1
Coding region: 1-474 (157 amino acids)
Biological process (GO): mitochondrial respiratory chain complex II assembly
Cellular component (GO): mitochondrion
Source: RefSeq, a predicted model, not a curated record